Cyprinus carpio (common carp) is the source of this 1199-nucleotide messenger RNA. RefSeq names its product gamma-aminobutyric acid receptor-associated protein-like. Gene Ontology annotation, cellular component: autophagosome; cytosol; autophagosome membrane. Gene Ontology annotation, molecular function: ubiquitin protein ligase binding; GABA receptor binding. Gene Ontology annotation, biological process: macroautophagy; autophagy of mitochondrion; autophagosome assembly. The record is from RefSeq and is a predicted model, not a curated record. NCBI's taxonomy places the organism in Eukaryota, Metazoa, Chordata, Actinopteri, Cypriniformes, Cyprinidae.
CCUUGUGCCUUGUUAUUGGAUAUCCCUCCGGCCUCCGCCUUCCGACGCAGUUGUCAAAGAAAAAAAACCUAAGCUAGUUUGUAAACAACGUCGACGGAAGCUAUUCUUGGAGAUAUUUAAGAUCUCCCAGUCCGCGAAAAUGAAGUUUAUGUACAAAGAAGAACAUCCAUUUGAGAAGCGACGGUCCGAGGGGGAGAAAAUCAGAAAGAAGUACCCCGACAGAGUGCCUGUGAUCGUUGAAAAAGCUCCCAAAGCCAGAAUAGGAGAUCUGGACAAGAAGAAAUAUCUUGUCCCGUCUGACCUGACAGUGGGGCAGUUCUACUUCCUCAUUCGGAAAAGGAUCCACUUGAGGGCAGAAGAUGCCCUCUUCUUCUUUGUCAACAAUGUCAUUCCUCCCACAUCAGCCACUAUGGGGCUUCUUUACCAGGAGCACCAUGAAGAAGACUUUUUCCUUUACAUUGCCUACAGUGAUGAAAGCGUCUAUGGGGACGUUUUGAGAGACAUGUAACUAAUUUACUUGCCCAACACUACCCUUCCUUAAAAUAAAAUGAUCAAUAUGUUAGGCCACAUGAAGUGUACAUGUUGAAUGCACUUUCAUAUCCUCCAAAUCUGUUUAUGAAUUAUUGUUUGUUCUCUUUUCUGCCUGCAUAUUGUUCCUUCCUACUUAAGAGUUCCUCUUUGCUUUUAAGCAGACCAGAUACAACCUUUGACCUAGUCUGUUUAAGUAAAUUAGUGGUAAUCAUAUCCGUAAAAGCUUGUUCUACACUUCUCCUUUCACCUUUUCUCACUUUCCCUCAGCACCGACAUGCAUCCUGCAGUCACUUUGCUAUUCAGUCCAUCUUUAAUGUUUGGUUUGGUUUGGUUUUUUAGCAACCAUAUUUGCACAGACCAAAAUCACUGAUAAUACUAUACCAUGUAAUGUGUGUGUGAGUGUGUUUGUGUGCCAUUGCCAAUAAUUAUUAUUUUUCAAUCGGUUGAAAUUGUUUUUUUUUUUUGGUUCUUUUCAGUUGAGAUGUUGUAGGAGAUUGCUUGUUUAUGUUUCAAUUGUAUUAUAAUCAUUAAUAUUAGGUUGGAGCUUUUUUUUUGUUUUUUUUUGGCUUGUUUGUAUUAUAGAUUGGUGUGUUUUGUUUUGUUUGGUGUGUAAUUGUCAUGAUCACCAAUCAAAGCUUGCCAUCAUUAUAAACCUGAUGUAAAAAGCU